AUGGGCACACACCGAAUCCUUCGCCGGCGCCCUACAUGCCUCGCACAGGCAGUAGCCCUUCGGGACCGUCAGGGGAGGAUGCCAUGAGCCUAGUGACUUCCUCCGGAGGUGCAACGUCUCCACCUAGCGAAGGCAAUGCUACAGCACCUUCGCAAUCCGAGGGCCCUCAGGCUCCCAUGACCUCUACGCGAAGACAACGGCUCACAUUGUCCUACAUGCGGCCACCGAGUACCGAGGGAGGAGGUUUCCCAUACCCUGACAUGGAGGCAUUCUCCGACCAUGGCGGAGGGUCGGAGGUUCUCCCCGCAUACUCCCCUGGGCCUUCAUAGCAACUUGCUGUGUACCUUAGGUGUGAUGAUCUGUUUGGCUUGUACUCUUAUAUUGUCUCCAUUAAUAUCAUAUGUGCGGACGUUGUAGAUGCG
Messenger RNA from Trametes versicolor FP-101664 SS1, 422 nucleotides. RefSeq lists its product as uncharacterized. Bases 36 to 329 code for a protein of 97 amino acids. The record is from RefSeq and is a predicted model, not a curated record. The transcript has a single exon. NCBI's taxonomy places the organism in Eukaryota, Fungi, Basidiomycota, Agaricomycetes, Polyporales, Polyporaceae.